AGAAUGGCUAGCAUCGGGAAAAUAGAUGUGUUUGAUGACACGCAAGAAAACUGGGCAACUUACAUUGAACGACUGGAACAGUACUUCAUUGCAAACGACAUUGCUGAUAACAAGAGAGUACCAGCGUUGUUGAGUUUAAUUGGCCCAAAAACGUACAGUUUGCUAAGAGAUCUGACUGCCCCUCUGAAGCCCUCAAAUCAAACAUUCACAGAGAUUGUGGAGAUAUUGCAAAAUCACCUAAACCACUCCUCAUCGCGGAACGUUUUCGUUUCCACAAGAGAGAUCAGAAUGAGGGGGAGGGUGUUAGUACAUAUGUAGCAGAGUUGAAGAAACUGUCUGAACAUUGCCAGUUUGGAGAGAACCUAAAUGACACAUUAAGGGAUAGAUUUGUUUGUGGACUGAAACAUGAACACAUUCAAACACGUGUAAAAACGUUUGCUCACAGAAUCAGAUAUCACGUUUGCAAAGGCUGUUGAAAUUGCUGUGACUAUGGAAAUCGCGACUAAAGAUGCAUUUGAGUUGCAAAGUAAAAUAAAUACUGACCUAUCACAAACUAACCUGCACAAGUUUUCACGCAGCCGACAGCGCCCACGUGUGGCCGAAAAAUGCAACAGGUGUGACGGAGAUGGUCACAGAGCAGAGGACUGCCGUUUCAAAGACGAAAUUUGUCACAAAUGCAGUAGAAGGGGACACAUUCAAAGAGCACGCAGAGCAAAAUUCAGUCACAACAGGAAAACUGAGAAAAUGAAAGGGUCUGUGAAUGCACUAGCAGAGAACAGUGGCAGUGAUUCAGAUGAACAAUGAAUUGGUACAAUGGAGUUAAACACAGUGACUUCUCCCAGCAGUAGCAUAAUAUGGGUGACACCAGAUAUCGAAGGCAAACCCCUCAAAAUGGAGCUGGACACAGGAUCUGCAGUGUCUAUAAUUUCCACUACUGUCUACAAUGAGCACUUCAAGGCUAUCAAGCUGAAGAACACAAAUGUGUUGCUGAAGACCUACUCAGGAGAGCGAUUGAGCCCAAUGGGGGCGUUGCAGGUCAGAGUGCGGUAUGGGGGGCAAACACAGCAGUUACAGCUGUAUGUGGUGCCUGGAACUUGCCCACCAUUAUUUGGCAGGGAAUGGCUUUCAAAAAUGAAGCUGAACUGGUGUGACUUGAAAAUGCUCCACACGUUCCAGUCCAAAGAGAAAGGCACCGACCAAACACUGGAACACUUGUGAAAGAAAUACAACACAUUGUUCAGUGAUCAGAUGGGAACAGUAAAAGGCUUCACAGCCAAACUUGUACUGAGAGAUGACGCAACCCCAAAAUUCUGCAAAGCCAGAUCUGUUCCAUACUCCCUGAGACCAAAGGUGGAAGCGGAAAUCGAUCGCUUGCAGGAUACAGGGAUCCUGACGAAAGUGGACAGAAGCGAAUGGGCCACACCCAUAGUUCCUAUUGUGAAGAAAGACGGGUCUGUUAGAAUGUGUGGGGGCUUCAAGGUAACUGUGAAUUCAAUGUUGCAUGUGGACCAAUACCCCCCUGCCACGCCUGGAUGACAUCUUUGCUGCACUAGCUGGUGGGAAACACUUUAGUAAAAUCGAUCUGAAACAGGCUUACCUGUAGCUACCGGUUGAAGAGAGCUCCAAACAGUACCUGACAAUGAACACACACAAAGGUCUAUACAGGUAUAACCGCCUGGUUUUUGGCAUUGCAUCGGCCCCAUCCAUUUGGCAACGAACUAUUGACCAGAUUUUGCAAGGAAUCCCAGGAACCCAGUGUAUCCUGGAUGACCUGAUCAUAACAGGACGCACCGACAAAGAGCACCUGGCUAACCUGGAAGAGGUCCUGAAAAGACUGAAAGAGUAUGGUCUACAGGCAAACUUACAGAAGUGUGAGUUCUUCAAAGACAAGAUUGUCUUCUGUGGACAUGAAAUCGACCGCAAUGGAUUGCACAAAACACAGGACAAAAUCGAGGCAGUGGUACAGGCACCACGACCACAAAAUAUCACAGAAGUGAGAUCUUUCACUGGACUGAUCAAUUACUACAGAAGAUUCCUCCCAAACCUUUCAGCAGUACUCCAGCCUCUAAAUCAGCUCCUGGAAAAGAAUAGGACAUGGCGGUGGACAGAACAGUGUGAAACUGCAUUUCUUGAGGCAAAACGGCUCAUCACAUCUGAACAGGUCCUGAUGCAUUACGACCCUGAACUGCCAGUGAAGUUGGCUUGUGAUGCGUCCCCUUAUGGCUGCGGGGCCGUCCUUUCACACACACUGAAAGAUGGGUCAGAGAGGCCAGUUGCAUUUGCGUCACGAACGUUGAAUGAUGCAGAGAAACUACUCACAAAUCGACAAAGAAGCACUGGCGCUAGUGUGGGGCGUCAAGACACUCCACGCAUACCUAUAUGGCAAGCGUUUCUCUGGUUACGGAUCACCAGCCGUUGCUUUCCAUUUUCAGUCCAAAGAAAGGCAUUCUGGGAAUGCCAGCAGCCAGGUUACAGCGAUACGCCUUGUUCCUCCCAGUCAUAUGAAUGACAGCAGCCAGGUUACAGCGAUAUGCCUUGUUCCUCCCAGUCAUAUGAAUGACAGCAGCCAGGUUACAGCGAUAUGCCUUGUUCCUCCCAGUCAUAUGUAUGACAGCAGCCAGGUUACAGCGAUAUGCCUUGUUCCUCCCAGUCAUAUGUAUGUCACUGAGUUUAAGCCGUCGUCCCUCCACACAAAUGCAGAUGGAUUAUCCAGACUGCCGUGUACAAGAGAAAGACAAAGGAGUGUGGAUGCAGUGGACAUUUUCCAUACCGCUCAGCUCGAGGCACUACCGGUCACAAGCACAGUUAUCAAACAGGAGACAAGGAAAGAUGUGACCUUGUCAAAAGUGUUCACCUACACCAUGUCAGGAUGGCCAGCUACAGGCAGAGAGGAGCUGACUCCGUAUUUCCAGCGGAGAAAGGAAAUUACAACGUACCAAGGAUGUUUGAUGUGGGGAAUGAGAGUCAUGAUACCCCAGAAAUGCCAACAUCAGGUUUUGCAGCAACUACAAGAAGAUACAGAGCUGUGAAACCCUGUCUGCAGAUGAAGAGCAAUGGUUCCCAGUCCUGUUCCUGGGGUGCACAUUUUUAUUUUUGCCUUAGCUGAUUCAAAUGAUCAAGUCAUCAUCAAGCUUCAAGUGAUGCCUUGCAACUUGAGAUUUCUUCAAAACGAUUGCCUACAGUCACUGUGUAGGGCACUGCACAGUUGGGUGACCAGGGCCACCUGGUCUCGUGGGGGAUUUCAGGCAUCUGUGAAGGCUACCUGUGUCCUGCAUAACUUCAUGAUGAUGAACAGGAGGGGACCUGCAGCUCUCCACCAUGUGCCAGAGGAGGGGACCUGCAGCUCUCCACCAUGUGCCAGAGGAGGGGACCUGCAGCUCUCCACCAUGUGCCAGAGGAGAGGUCUGCUGCUCUCCAUCAUGUGCCAGAGGAGAGGUCUGCUGCUCUCCACCAUGUGCCAGAGGAGAGGUCUGCUGCUCCCCAUCAUGUGCCAGAGGAGAGGUCUGCUGCUCUCCACCAUGUGCCAGAGGAGAGGUCUGCUGCUCUCCACCAUGUGCCAGAGGAGAGGUCUGCUGCUCCCCAUCAUGUGCCAGAGGAGAGGUCUGCUGCUCUCCACCAUGUGCCAGAGGAGAGGUCUGCUGCUCUCCACCAUGUGCCAGAGGAGAGGUCUGCUGCUCUCCACCAUGUGCCAGAGGAGAGGUCUGCUGCUCUCCACCAUGUGCCAGAGGAGAGGUCUGCUGCUCUCCACCAUGUGCCAGAGGAGAGGUCUGCAGAUCUCCACCAUGUGCCAGAGGAGAGGUCUGCUGCUCUCCAGCAUGUGCCAGAGGAGAGGUCUGCUGCUCUCCACCAUGUGCCAGAGGAGGGGACCUGCAGCUCUCCACAAUGUGCCAGAGGAGAGGACUGCUGCUCUCCACCAUGCGCCAGAGGAGAGGUCUGCUGCUCACCACCAUGUGCCAGAGGAGAGGUCUGCUGCUCUCCACCAUGUGCCAGAGGAGAGGUCUGCUGCUCUGCAGGAUGUUGCCAGGAUGGGGGCCAACAACGCAGCACAGGAGGCAAUCUGUGCAGGAGACCUUCACCUCCUACUUCUUCAAAGAGGAUGCUGUUCCCUGGCAACACCAGACUACACUAUGCACAACCAAAGGCUCUUUUAAGAGCCAUCCACAUUGCAAUAAGUGUAUUCUUCCAUUUACUUAGCUAUGUCAACUGCAGUUAUUCAAUAAGUCUCUGACUUAUUUUCUCUAAGUCUCCUUCACUCCAUCCCUUUCUCCCGUAAUCCUCUAGGUCAGUGGUUCCCAAACUUUUUAUAGUCCUGUACCCCUUCAAACAUUCAACCUCCAGCUGUACCCCCUCUAGCACCAGGGUCAGCACACUCUCAAAUGUUU
This is a messenger RNA of Salvelinus namaycush (lake trout), 4382 nucleotides long. RefSeq lists its product as uncharacterized. NCBI's taxonomy places the organism in Eukaryota, Metazoa, Chordata, Actinopteri, Salmoniformes, Salmonidae. The transcript is spliced from 5 exons. Bases 3054 to 4151 code for a protein of 365 amino acids. The record is from RefSeq and is a predicted model, not a curated record.